Messenger RNA from Megalobrama amblycephala (Wuchang bream), 1220 nucleotides. Its product is annotated as testis-expressed protein 26-like. Bases 265 to 1149 code for a protein of 294 amino acids. NCBI's taxonomy places the organism in Eukaryota, Metazoa, Chordata, Actinopteri, Cypriniformes, Xenocyprididae. Gene Ontology annotation, cellular component: cytoplasm. The record is from RefSeq and is a predicted model, not a curated record. The transcript is spliced from 7 exons.
GUUUCCUAUAACAACGCCAUCUUACUGAUAACAUCCGAUUACAUGGCAUUAGCAAUUCAGAUCAAAAGGCGAACAGUUUCUAAAACAGGUGCAUCAAAACUAAAAGUCAGGACAGGAUUAUUACCAUCGCAUUUCUUACAUCGCACUGACCUGUAAAACGACGAAGAUACUGGUAAACAGCACAGUAACCUCAGAUACUGGACACACUAUUGUCGUUUGGACAUCAGUAGCAGAGUCAGAUAUUUCAUAUCUGUGAAGACAACCAUGGCAAAUUAUGAUGUUAACAAAAAGUGGGAUGUGUAUGAGACUUCUCAUCAAAGAGAUUUCAUCUAUAGACCCAUCUCAUCUAUUCCGACUCCAAUACGGCCGAAAACAUCUGGCAAGAUCUAUAGAAAUUCACAUGCAUUGGAUGAUCCAGUGGGUGUGACUGCAUACAGUGAAGACUUCUGCUGGAAGCCUGUGUCAAAGACAGCCUGUAUAAGGUCUGCCACAGCAUCAGGAAACAGAAGGAACAACCCACACCCAAGAAGGGAGUUCAUGGUGUGGAGGCAUAGUGCAGAUCAAAUUAAACACUUUGAUGGUCGUUCCUCACUUCAACUUGCAUUGUCUGAGAAGGAAAUCCAAAAGGCUCUGAGUGCCCAGUACAGGUCGACCUACAGGACUGAUUUUCUUGGAUUACCUCAAGGAAUUUUGAAGAAUCAUGCAAUCUUUGCACCUUUAAACCAUAGUCAUGCUGUCAACUACUAUACUCAGACUGAAAUGAGGCACAACUACCGCCCACCCAAAUCAAAACUUGAACUUCUGGGGAACAACUCUCGCUAUGGGUGCAAUAGGCUGCAUGGUAUAGCAGCGAAGGGUAUUGUCCCUACAGUGAUUCACAGCCACAUCAACAAUCAGGAAAACAGCAAACUGCAGACCACCUACAAUAAACAUUUUGGAAGCGAACAUACAGAUGUCUCCUCAGUGCUCAAAUCAAUCUCACCUCAGACGUUUCAACAGAUUUGUAAGAAAUUAUCUGAUAAAGAAAAAAAGGAUGUGAAGACAUUACGUAUAACCUCUUCUCAUGGAUGUAAGGUGAAGAAUACUGGUGUAUUCAUGCAAGCCCCUUCCACACUGGAGAGGAUGUCAGCCUGGCCUGGGCCUUUAUAAACAUGUUAUUUUGAACCAUGAAAAGCUAUAUGAAUAUGUGUGCUGGGCCUUUAUAAACAUGUUAUUUUGAA